AGGACGUGCAAGAGGAGACCGCUGGAGAGGAGAGGGGAGGACAGAGUCCCCGAACCGGCACCGUUUCAUACAGAGUUUUAUUUAUUCAUUAUUAUAUUUUAACCUACUGUAAUGGCUCAGACAGACAACAAGAAGUUCUUUGAGAACCUGACGGGCGCUGGGAAAGCCAUAGCAGUGCUCACGAGCGGAGGAGAUGCGCAAGGAAUGAAUGCUGCUGUUCGGGCUGUGGUCCGAAUGGGAAUAUAUGUUGGAGCCAAAGUGUACUUCGUUCAUGAGGGAUAUCAGGGUAUGGUGGAUGGAGGCGACAACAUCAAGGAGGCGACAUGGGAGAGUGUGUCCAGCAUGCUGCAAAUGGGAGGCACUGUUAUCGGCAGCGCACGAUGCAAAGAUUUCCGCACGCACGAAGGUCGUCUGAAGGCGGCUCAUAACCUGGUGCAGAGGGGCAUCACUAACCUGUGUGUGAUUGGUGGAGACGGCAGCUUGACCGGGGCCAAUCUCUUCAGAGAGGAGUGGAGCGGGCUGCUGGCAGAGCUGGUCCAGCAAGGUCUGAUCGAUGAGGAGGCAGCUCAGAAAUACUCUGCUCUUCACAUUGUGGGCAUGGUGGGCUCUAUCGACAAUGACUUCUGUGGCACCGACAUGACAAUAGGAACAGACUCAGCCCUCCACAGAAUCAUCGAGGUGGUGGAUGCGAUCAUGACUACAGCUCAGAGUCACCAGAGGACAUUCGUGCUGGAGGUGAUGGGCAGGCAUUGUGGCUAUCUGGCAUUGGUGAGUGCCCUGGCAUGUGGAGCCGACUGGGUGUUGAUUCCUGAAAUGCCCCCUGAGGAUGGCUGGGAAGAGAAAAUGUGUCAAAAACUCUCUGCGAAACGGGCAGGAAUGAAAAGGCUGAAUAUCAUAAUAGUAGCUGAAGGUGCGAUUGAUCGUAACAACAAGGCCAUUACCUCAGACCAUGUAAAGAAUCUGGUGGUUCAGCGUCUGGGCUUCGACACACGCGUGACCAUCCUGGGCCAUGUUCAGAGAGGAGGGACACCCUCGGCAUUUGACAGGAUUCUGGCCAGUCGUAUGGGUGUGGAGGCGGUUCUGGCGCUGCUUGAGACCACUGCAAACACGGCAGCCUGCGUGGUGUCUCUGUGUGGGAACCAGUCUGUGCGGCUGCCCCUCAUGGAGUGUGUGCAGAUGACUCAGGAGGUGCAGAAGGCCAUGGAUGAGAAAAGAUUUGAAGAGGCCGUGAGGCUACGUGGCAGGAGCUUUGAGAACAAUCUGAAGACUUACAAACUGCUGGCUCACCGCAAACCAGAGUCCGAGCUUCCACACAGCAAUUUUAACGUGGCUGUGUUGAACGUGGGCGCCCCCGCCGCCGGCAUGAACGCAGCCGUGCGCUCUGCUGUCAGAGUGGGCAUCUCCGAGGGACACAAAAUGUUCGCUGUCAGCGACGGAUUUGAAGGAUUCCGUAAGGGACAGUGUGCUGUCCCCUGUGGUCCCCUGCUGUGUUGUGCUGACCUGCCAAAGGCCUUAGAGUGUCUGCUGCAGCUGUGUGAGGCUCGGUCCAGCUAUGAGGAGUUUUGCAUCCCGCUCUGUAUGCUGCCUGCAACCAUUAGUAACAAUGUGCCGGGCACUAACCUUAGUAUCGGGGCAGAUACGGCCCUCAAUGCCAUUGUGGAGGUAAGUGCCAUCUGUUGGUUAAAUGAAGAAACUCUUUUUCUUUUCUCUUUUCUUCAGUCUAACGUAGAGCACUUGACAGAGAAAAUGAAGACCAGCAUUCAGAGAGGACUAGUCCUGAGGAAUGAGAACAGUAAUGAAAACUACACCACAGACUUCAUCUAUCAGCUCUACUUAGGUGGUGCUCCUUCUCCAUUUGACCGUAACUUUGGGACCAAAAUCGCUGCCAAGGCCAUGCAGUGGAUCACCAAGAAGCUGAAUGAAAGCUACAGAAAAGAUGAAGGGAGAGUGUUUGCUAACACAGAAGACUCGGCAUGUUUGCUGGGCAUGCGGCAGCGUGCGAUGGUCUUCCAGCCUGUGGUUCAGCUCAAAGACAAGACCGACUUUGUUCACAGAAUCCCUAAGGAACAGUGGUGGCUGAAGUUACGUCCACUCAUGAAGAUCUUGGCCAAGUACAAGACCAGCUACGACAUAUCAGACUCUGGACAGCUGGAACAUGUGGUCCUCAACCGACCCAAAGAGUCUGAGGCCAUGGCUGCCAUUUAAACGCAUCCAAACAGUGGCGCUGUUCAAAGGUCACGCUUUAGACGGGCCGUCUGUCCUGCGAGCGCUGUCCUCGACACUUUUGAUCUCCGGGCCUCAGCACAUUGUUCUGUCAACACUUUGUUUGAAAAAUGUCACGCACAGAAAUCAAUGUUAAUCGU
Messenger RNA from Sinocyclocheilus grahami, 2363 nucleotides. Its product is annotated as ATP-dependent 6-phosphofructokinase, platelet type-like. The coding region runs from base 112 to 2205 and encodes 697 amino acids. The record is from RefSeq and is a predicted model, not a curated record. Gene Ontology annotation, molecular function: 6-phosphofructokinase activity; monosaccharide binding; identical protein binding. Gene Ontology annotation, biological process: fructose 6-phosphate metabolic process; fructose 1,6-bisphosphate metabolic process; canonical glycolysis. Gene Ontology annotation, cellular component: membrane; cytoplasm; 6-phosphofructokinase complex. The transcript is spliced from 20 exons. NCBI's taxonomy places the organism in Eukaryota, Metazoa, Chordata, Actinopteri, Cypriniformes, Cyprinidae.